AUGUCUUCAUCAUCCGAUGACGAUGCGCCUUUGGCGAGAAAGGCACCGAAUGGAGUGACUAAGACCAAGGAUCGCAUCCUCGGUGCCAAGACGGAUAGGCGACCAUCCACAAACGGGACCGCGUACCCUGGGGUUUCAAUAAGGCAUGGCCCGGUCGACGAAGACGGUGAUAGUCCGAUGAAAGAUCCCUCGCAUGUCAAUGGAGCUGCCUUAGGAAAGCGCCGAUCGCGUGGGAGUCUCACAAAUGGGAAGAGUUACAAGGACCUGAGUGACUCCGAGGAGGCGGACAACAAACCUUUGACCAAACGUCGCAAAACCUCCAAAGUUCUAGUGGACUCCGAUGACGAAGAUGACAUUCCUCUGGUACGCAAAGCCAAGCUGCCACCCAGGGUCGACGCCCGUCAGUUUGGGAACUCAUCCGAUGAUGACGUACCCCUCAAUAAGAAGCUUGCGAAUGAAAAAGCCAAGAUUGAGAAGCGAGCUGAGCAGACCGCUGAGGCUAUCAAAUCUGAUGCGAAAAAGCUGAAGAAGAAGGCAACGGUGGAAGAGAGCGAAAGUGAGGACGAUGUCCCACUCGUGAGAAAGAAGCCAGUUUCGAAAGCAACUACCAAUGGUGUCAAAUCGUCCGCUGCCGCCAAGAAGGCAAAGAGCAAAGCGAAACCCGAGCCUGCCGUCGCUCCCAAGAAGUCUGCAAAAAAGAAGGCAGAGGAAGAAAUGGAAGAGGAGGAGGAUGAAGCUGCAGCAGAAGAGGAGUUCAAAUGGUGGGAGCAGCCCGUACAAGGCGACGGUACCAAGAAGUGGACGACACUGGAGCAUAAUGGAGUCGUCUUUCCUCCGCCGUAUCAGCCGCUUCCGAAGAGUGCCAGGCUCAUCUACGCUGGCACUCCCGUGACACUACCUCCGGAGGCGGAGGAGAUUGCAGGAUUUUAUGGUGCCAUGCUACACUCCACUGUCAAUGUCGAGAACCCGACGUUCAACAAGAAUUUCUUCGAAGACUUCCAAGCAAAACUUGACGAUGUUGGCCAUGGAGUGGACGCGAAGGGAAACAAGAUCAAGAUCAAACGAUUCGAAGACUGUGACUUCACCAAGAUUCACGAGUACUACGUCAACGAGCGGGAAAAGAAGAAGAAUCGUCCCGCGGCGGAAAAGAAGGCCGAGAAAGCUGAAAAAGACGAGGCAGAGGCCCAAUACAUGUUCUGUACGUGGGAUGGUCGCAAGCAGAAAGUCGGCAACUUCCGUGUCGAACCUCCAGGUCUUUUCCGUGGGCGUGGUGAUCACCCAAAGACAGGACGCGUCAAGAAGAGGGUCAAUCCCGAACAGAUCACCAUCAACAUUGGUAAAGAGGCAAAGGUCCCCGAUCCUCCAAAGGGUCAUCACUGGAAGGAAGUCAAGCAUGACCAGGAAGGCACAUGGCUGGUGAUGUGGCAGGAGAACAUCAACGGCGCGUACAAGUACGUGAUGUUAGCAGCGAACUCUGAUAUCAAGGGUCAGAGCGACUUCAAGAAGUUUGAGAAAGCUCGCGAACUAAAGAAACACAUCGCUAGAAUUCGAAAGGACUAUACCAAAGAACUGAAGUCUGAGGUCAUGGCCGAUCGUCAGAGAGCCACCGCGAUCUAUCUUAUCGACAAGUUCGCACUCAGAGCUGGCAAUGAGAAAGGCGAAGAUGAGGCAGACACGGUCGGUUGCUGUUCGCUCAAAUUUGAACACGUCACCUUGAAGCCACCGAAUACCGUUGUCUUCGACUUCCUCGGUAAAGACAGCAUCCGGUUCUACGAUGAGUUUGAGGUAGACCAGCAAGUGUUCAAGAACUUGAAGAUCUUCAAAAAGGCGCCUAAGAGUGAGGGUGAUGAGAUCUUCGAUCGAUUGACCACUUCGGCUCUGAACAAGCACCUCAGCACUUACAUGCAGGGGCUGACUGCAAAGGUGUUCCGUACCUACAACGCCUCUUGGACGAUGGCCAGCCUUUUGAGGGACAUGAAGUCGACUGGUACCAUCGCGGAGAAGGUCAAGGAUUAUAACGAUGCGAACCGCAAGGUUGCCAUUCUCUGUAACCACAAGCGCACUGUGGCAGCAUCACAUGGAACCCAGAUUGAGAAGAUGCAAGAGAAAAUCAAUGGCCUGCGCUACCAGAAAUGGCGUAUCAAGAUGAUGAUGCUCGACCUCGAGCCCAAGCUGAAGAAGAAGAAAGGAGCUGACUACUUCAAGCUCGACGAGGAUUUGACCCCAGAAUGGCUCGAGCAACAUCAAGCCGCACUUGUUGAAGAGCAGCGCCAGAAGAUCACGAAGAAGUUUGAGAAGGACAACGAGAAACUCGUGGCAGACGGUCAGAAGCCAAUGAAGCAGAAGGAGCUGGACGAACGUCUUGAGGUCGCCACUGACAUGGCGAAGAAGUUCAAGAAGGAGAAUAAGACGAAGAAGGUUGAAGCGGAGGGCAAGGGUGCCUCGGUCGAUAAGUUUGAAGCGAACUUGGAUAAGUUGGAUCAACGGAUCGAGACGAUGCGAGUGCAGCUGCAAGAUAAGGAUGACAACAAGGAGGUUGCCUUGGGUACCUCCAAGAUCAACUACAUCGACCCGCGCCUCACCGUCGUCUUCUCCAAGAAAUUCAACGUCCCUAUCGAGCGCUUCUUCUCCAAGACCCUUCGCGAGAAAUUCGACUGGGCCAUCAAGUCCGUCGACGAGGACUGGGAAUUCUAA
Molecule: messenger RNA, 2694 nt
Organism: Eremomyces bilateralis CBS 781.70
Lineage: Eukaryota; Fungi; Ascomycota; Dothideomycetes; Eremomycetales; Eremomycetaceae
Product: topoisomerase I
Exons: 5
Coding region: 1-2694 (897 amino acids)
Biological process (GO): chromosome segregation; DNA replication; DNA topological change
Cellular component (GO): chromosome; nucleolus
Molecular function (GO): DNA binding; DNA topoisomerase type I (single strand cut, ATP-independent) activity
Source: RefSeq, a predicted model, not a curated record